Puccinia graminis f. sp. tritici CRL 75-36-700-3 is the source of this 1099-nucleotide messenger RNA. RefSeq lists its product as uncharacterized. Gene Ontology annotation, cellular component: peroxisomal matrix. Gene Ontology annotation, molecular function: fatty acyl-CoA hydrolase activity. Lineage: Eukaryota; Fungi; Basidiomycota; Pucciniomycetes; Pucciniales; Pucciniaceae. The record is from RefSeq and is a predicted model, not a curated record. Gene Ontology annotation, biological process: fatty acid catabolic process; acyl-CoA metabolic process. The transcript is spliced from 7 exons. The coding region runs from base 68 to 1024 and encodes 318 amino acids.
UUAAAAGCAACCCAUUUCGAACAGCUACUCAUGAUUGUCCCUCCAGUACCCACCCCAGUCGCUCGAGAUGGUUUUAUCAAAGCAGGGACAGCAUAUCGAGGAGCUUGUGGACUUACAAGAGAUGGAGAAGGACAUGUUCAAACCAGUCAAGCUCUGGAAAUUAGAUAGCGGUACCAACGUGUUUGGGGGGAUCAUCAUUGCUCAAGCUACCCAUGCAGCAACCAAGACCGUUCAGGCUGGGCUUCAUCUCCACUCGCUUCAUUGCUAUUUCUCGGGCUUUGCCGAUGCCAGUAUACCGAGCGGGAUAGAUUACACGGUAGAGAGGAUCCGAGACGGCAACUCCUACGUGACCCGGUCCGUCAAAGCCAUCCAAAAAUCACGAUGCAUUUUUAGCCUGCUUGUUUCGUUCCAUCGCCCAGAAAUCAACCAACCAAGCUUCCAAACGACGAUCGAUAUAAGCGAGGUCAUCGGUCCAGAGAACUGCCACUCUCUAGAAUUCUCUCUCCAAAAUCAUCUCGACCAGAACAGACAAUCCAUCCCGCCCGAUGUUCUCGGCUUUGUUGAGCAAUUGAUCAAGCAGAUCAAAGCCAAUGCGAUUGAGCAUCGGGACACUCGAUCAGAACAAUUCUAUUCAAAGAAUCAUGGCUCCUCUCAGGCGUAUUGGUUUCGGGCCCGUGCCAAAAUCCGCUCUGAUCCAGCUUACCAAAAGCUGAUACUUGCGUACGCCUCGGACUUUGGGUUUAUUGAUACCGUCCGGAUUGGCAUGGGGCUGCACUCUCCCGGAGGGCCUACACCCAGAGCAUCAAUGCUAGUUUCGAUCAGCCACUCGAUGUUCUUCUGCGACCAUGAUUUCGAUGUCAGUGAAUGGAUGCUCUACAAGAUGGAAGCAGAAACCGCAAAGGACGGGCGAGGUCUAGUGAUUGGUCGGAUCUAUGCGCGUGAUGGUAGACUAAUCGCAGUUUGUGCUCAAGAGGGCGUCGUGCGCGCCGAGGCAGAAGUCGAGGCAGGCGGGCCCAAACUGUGAUCAACAUUUUUAAUGGUUUCCCCUCCAUGUGCACAAAAGUCGUAUUUGUAGUGCUGUCUGUAGAACCAUUUUUCA